Messenger RNA from Paramacrobiotus metropolitanus, 2261 nucleotides. RefSeq names its product alkaline phosphatase-like. The transcript is spliced from 10 exons. Gene Ontology annotation, molecular function: alkaline phosphatase activity. The record is from RefSeq and is a predicted model, not a curated record. Gene Ontology annotation, biological process: dephosphorylation. Lineage: Eukaryota; Metazoa; Tardigrada; Eutardigrada; Parachela; Macrobiotidae. Bases 406 to 2133 code for a protein of 575 amino acids.
GGUUGUUUAUUUGAUCAUUUUGUUCACAUUCUGCUCGGUGUGAUGUUGCAUAUUGCAGCCACUACACCGGCUUCUGCAGUGCCUGUGUACAGCUGAUUAUCACUGGACAAGCUCUGACUCCUGCGCAUCAUCAGCUACUCUGCACAUUGCUAUUAUAUCGCAUUGUGCUGCAAGAUGUACGGGUAUUGCAAAGAUCAGUUGUAGCAUCUCUCUACGCUCUUGAACAGUUGUCCCUUGCCUUGAUCGCUCUAUUUUUAUGAUAUUAUGCACAAUGACCGUUGACAUCAGAAUCCCGCGCGAACUUGAAUCUGACAGCUAUCUUGUCAACUAAUAUUUUCCGUUACGGAGUAUAACCGUAUUGGUGAUUUCCAGUUCCGCUUCGUCUUUCAAGUUUUUUUUUGCGCAAUGGACAUAAGAGCGCUAAUCAUUAUUGCGGUGACCUUUGCGGAAUCCUUGUGUCAAGAUGCAGAGUUUUGGAAAAAACAAGCCGAUACUCUAAUGCAGGAUCGGUUUUCCCAGAAACCAAAUACAAAAAUAGCGAAAAAUAUUAUAUUAUUUAUUGGGGACGGAUUGAGCGUUGCGACAUCCACCGCAGCCCGCAUUUACGACGGUCAAAAACAUGGUUCCACCGGAGAAGAAAACCGCCUUGUAUAUGAAAAACUUGAUCACACAGCCGUUAUCAAAACAUAUUGUACAAAUAAGCAGAUUGCCGAUUCGGCGUGCACAGCAACAGCCAUGGCGUCAGGAGUAAAGACAAAAUCUCGUGUUAUUGGGCUGGAUGAUUCCGUCCUCCUAUCUAAUUGCUCCUCCGUGACGGACACUUCCAAAUUGUCCAACAUUCUCAAGUGGGCACAAGAUGCCGAUAAAUCGACGGGCAUUGUGACAACAACCAGGAUAACGCACGCCACUCCAGCGGCGUUUUAUGCGCACGCGGCUGACCGCGACUGGGAAGACGACAGUGCCAUUCCCGAUGGGCAUCGAUCUUGCAAAGAUAUUGCCAAACAACUGAUCGAAGAUCUUCCGGGUCGAGACCUCAAAGUUAUACUGGGCGGUGGACGUCGGCACUUCUUUCCCAAGGAUGUCAUCGAUGUGCAGUACGUGAAUCGCACCGGAAGAAGAUCUGACAUGCGCAAUCUGGCCGAAGACUGGGUGGCGGACAAAUUCAGGAAGAAUUUUGCUUACAGCUAUGUCUGGAAGAAUGAAGAUUUUAACGAAAUCGAUACGGAAGAAACCGAUUACCUACUUGGUCUAUUCGACUACAGCCAUAUGAAAUAUGAAUCCGAUCGUAACACAAGUGCUGACGGACAACCCUCUCUAUCCCGUAUGGUUAACACCGCCGUACGGAUACUGCAAAAGAAUAAAAAGGGAUUUUUUCUUAUGGUCGAGGGCGGAAGAAUUGAUCAUGCUCAUCACGAAAACCGCGCACGAUAUGCACUUGAGGAAACCAUUGCGUUCGCAAAUGCGAUAUCAACAGCCUUGAAAUUAGUCAGUCUGGAUGAUACACUGAUACUUGUUACCGCUGAUCAUGCCCAUUCGUUAUCCAUUUCCGGAUAUUCCAAUCGUGGCCACCAUAUACUGGAUCUAGCUGGAACGAUUUCCGAUGUGGAUGCGAAACCGUACACGACAUUAAUGUAUGCCGUCGGACCAGGCUACAAACACCAGCCGAAUGGGCGUGAGAAUAUCACAACCGCAUCAACCAAGGAAAAAUCUUACAAGCAACACAGCACAGUUCCGGCGACAUCCGCUGCCCACGACGGGGAAGAUGUAAUGGCGUACGCACAAGGACCAAUGGCUCAUCUCGUGAAUGGCGUUAUGGAGCAGAACUCACUGGCAUAUGUUAUGGCUUAUUCGGCUUGUAUCGGACCGGCAAGAAAAACACAAGCCUGCUACCGCCGUCGGCCAGAGGGCAGUCCCACAACGACGCAGUCCAAUCUACCAAUGGCUGAUCAGCCGCAAUCAUAUGCGGGACCGGAUGCCACUGUGCCGCACGAAACUAACGACUUUCCUUUACCGGUUUCGGAGCAGAAGAUAGUAGGAGAAAGUAUGAAUUCUGCCGAAGGAAUGAUCUGUUCAGCUAUAAUUAUGAUCCUUUGCUCAUUUUCUGCCCUCGUGAAUUCUGUGACACUCGUAUGAAGCGUUUUUUUUGCCCUAUUACUUUGACUGAUGUAUAGACCGUUAUUAUGAUCUUUUGUACAGUUUUUCAUGCAUGGCGUUGUGAGAACUACAGUAUAGAUUAGUGCAGCAUGUAAAAAGUGUAUUUA